Bipolaris maydis ATCC 48331 is the source of this 361-nucleotide messenger RNA. The record is from RefSeq and is a predicted model, not a curated record. NCBI's taxonomy places the organism in Eukaryota, Fungi, Ascomycota, Dothideomycetes, Pleosporales, Pleosporaceae.
UACCAGAUGAAUGAGAAAAUCGCCAUGAUAGUGGCUAUCCGAAGAACGGAGAUUCUCAGCUGUUGAGCAAUUCCGUUUGUGCCAAUGGAGCCAGAUAUGGGUAUCAACGUAUGGGAGGUUGAACACCAUCAAAACCCCAUUAAACCGGGCCUUCCUGCCCGCGUUCUGGGCCAUGAUCAUAUGGAUACGAAGGGCAUCCAGAGGCAAAGAAUGCUAGCCAAUAAAGAUGUCAUGAGCCAACAUGAAGUAAAUUUUUCGAUAUGUACCAUCCACAGAAACAUUUUCUAACCAUGGUAGCAUGUCUACGACCCUGUAUCUGGUACCAUCAGUACUCAGUCUAGCAACAAAUCCGAAUUAGCCU